GACCCCUGAGCGCCGGAGGCGACGGUGGGGAAGUGGGACCCCUGAAGGAGCUGUGAAUCUGGGGCUUUCAAACUAGAGCGAAUGGUUGCUACCGACCUUCCGGGCCUCCCUGGCUGCGGGAAGGAGCCUCCGGUUCUGCUGGAGGCAGAGGCCAGGGUGGCGGGCGGGCUCCUGGCCUCUGGAAUUGAGCGGUCCCUGCAGAAGCAGUCUUGGGAGUGUGCACCCAUUCUUGUUGAGUGCCGAUGCCCACGGCUGUCCCCUUGAGGUGCUGUCCUGGAGCAGGACGUGGGCACAGAGGCGGACUGGCCCUCCAAGGCCGAGCCUCAGCCCCACUGCGGGAGGCCGCCUGGCUCUCCCUUCACUCGGCGCUCAGGAGAUUGCAUUCGGGCGCUGGCUGGCCGCAGCGCCUCCCGCAGGCUCUCCCUUCUUGCUGGCCGCAUGGGGCCAUAUUUCAGUAGUUACAGUAGCAGGGGGAGGGGGAGGAGUCACGUUUCAGCCGAAAGCCAGGCUGACACUCCGGGGACCUGUACACGCACUUUGUUUGAGGCUCUGCACGCACCCCAUUCCCAAAUGCCCUCCCUGUGGGAAGUGUGCGGAGCAGAAGCGGCCCGAGUGUCUGGGCUGCGCAUGCCAGAGCGUCCAGGGUUUGUUUGAGGGUGGACAGAAUGGGUGCUCAGUGGCCCCGGGGCUUUCCUCUCCUAGCCAGCGAUUUUCCAGCUCAGAUUUUUAAAAAACCAUUAUUCAGAAUUUAAGGGCACUGAAUUUGCUUUUCCUUGGUUUUACCAAGUCUGUUGUUUUAGAAUCUUGAAUAUUUUUGAAAUCCUUUCCGGAGAGUAAAUAAAAGCUGGAAUGUUGGACGGCGAAUCGGAAGCUGUCGUACUGUGUGUAGUGACCUGGAGAGGUUACCUUGCGAAUGAAGUCGUGCAGACCCGUCUGGCUGGUGUUGUAAAUGCUGCUCUGGGCGUGAGAAACGACCGCGGCAGUGACUGUGGCGCUCCCCUCUCUUCCGGCCCCGCCCCAGGUACAUCGAGCUGGAGGAGUGUCCGCGACGCUGCCGCACGCGGGGAUGUCCUUCCGGCGCCUGCUCUGUGCUGUGGCCUCCCACCGGCCGGCUCCCUGGAGAUGCGGCGGAAGCAGCCCCCUGCACACCGCCCCAGCCGCCUGUUCUGACAGGAGCGCCCCUGUGUUCACCCGCGCCCUGGCCUUUGGGGACAGGAUUGCUCUUGUUGACCAGCAUGGCCGCCACACAUACAAGGACCUGUACUACCACAGCCUCCGCCUGGCCCAGGAGGUGUGCCGGCUCCUCGAGCGUGCUGGCGGGGACCUGCAGGAGGAGAGGGUCUCCUUCCUGUGCUCCAACGACGUCUCCUACGUGGUCGCGCAGUGGGCCUCUUGGAUGAGCGGGGGCGUUGCUGUCCCCCUCUACAGGAAGCACCCCCAGGCCGAGCUGGAGUAUUUCAUCCAGGACUCCCGGAGCUCUGUGGUCCUCGCCGGCCAGGAGUACGUGGAGCUCCUGCGUCCGGUGGUCAGGAAGCUGGGGGUCCCACUGCUGCCUCUCCCGCCCACGGUCUAUGGUACGGCGGCCGAGGAGCCUGGGGGGUGGGGGGUUUGGGAGCAGAACUGGAGAGACCGAGGCGCCAUGAUUGUCUACACCAGUGGGACCACGGGGAGGCCCAAGGGCGUCCUGAGCACGCACCACAGCAUCAGGGCCAUGGUGACGGGGCUGGUCCACAAGUGGGCGUGGAGUAAAGACGACGUGAUCCUCCACGUCCUCCCGCUGCACCACGUGCACGGCGUGGUCAACAAGCUGCUCUGUCCCCUCUGGGUGGGGGCCACCUGUGUGAUGCUCCCCGAGUUCAGCGCGCAGCUGGUUUGGGAAAAGCUCUUAGGUUGUGAAACUCCACGGAUCAAUGUCUUCAUGGCAGUGCCUACGAUCUACGCCAAGCUGAUGGAUUAUUAUGACAGACAUUUCACCCAGCCUCACGUCCAGGAUUUUGUCCGUGCGGUUUGUGAAGAGAAAAUUAGGUUGAUGGUCUCGGGGUCGGCCGCCCUGCCCCUGCCUGUGCUGGAGAAGUGGCAGAGCAUCACAGGCCACACGCUGCUGGAGCGUUACGGGAUGACGGAGAUCGGCAUGGCCCUGUCCAACCCCCUGACCGCCACUCGCGUGCCAGGUUCCGUGGGGACCCCGCUGCCAGGCGUCGAGGUGCGCAUUGUCUCAGAAAACCCGAAGAAGGAGGGCUGCCCCUAUGUGCUCCAUGCAGAAGGAAAUGUAAAGGAGACACAGGACAGCCUCGAGCCCCUGAGCCGCAGCUGCUGCUCCCUGACCGCGCUCUGCCUGGGCUCUUGCCUCAACACGGCCGGUCCGGGCCGUCGGCCUCAGCCACACCUUGAAAUCGUCUUCUGGCUCACAGCCUGUGUCCUGCAGCCCCUCUGCCUCCUCGGGGACCUGCUCAUACCCCGGUCACCUGCGCCAGCGCCCGGCGGUCCAGCUGUCCAUGUGGUGAUGAGCUGCCUCCCCCGGGGACACCCAGCCUGUUUGCUGGGUCAGGGUUGGCCGGUGGAGAGUUCAGGGGACCCUGGUCAGUCAGGGUGUGUGGGUCAGUCACCUGCUGCUGCAUCCUCCGGGUGCCCUUCCCCUGACGACUUGGCCUCCAAGCACACCUGGGGAGCAUGUCCCCCUAAAAUUACGAUGAGCUCUAACUGCUUCGCAGCUGGAGUGCAGGCAGCCCGCCCACCUGAGUGUGCUCCUUGUCCGUCUUUACUUGUCUCGCUCUGAAGAGAGCUCUCUGCUGGAAUGCACUUCAAAUAAGAAGACCUGGCCACCCUGGCCCUUGACAGACAGAAGGAAGCGUGUGUCCCAAGGGUGGCCCUGGGGGUUGUGGAGACGGAAGGGGUUGAGGGAGCCAGAGUCCUUCCUCCCCAGAGGGUGCAACGUGCAUAUACCUCUGAUUGUCUAAAUGUGAAGACGGGGGAUUCAGUGUUCCUGAUGGCACGUUCUAGAACAUUCCCAGCUUGGUUAAGGAAUCAGUGUGACCAUCCAGAACAGAGCUGCCUCGACCACAUGCAGGUCAGAGGCCGCCGUGCAUCCCUGUACGCAGGCCUCAGGGUCCACGGUCCUGUGCGCAGCCCUGUGACCCGGGAGGCUGCCCUGUCUCCUGCGGUCCUGCUUGCAGGAACCACCAGCCAUGGCUUGAGUUACCAACCCCACGUCUGGACCACAGGACUCUGGGCCCUGUGCGUGCUACUGCGAGGGCCAUGCUCACUCUGCAUCUCCCUCCCUCUGUCCUUUCAGAGCGGGGACUCAGAGACAGUUCUCACUGUCACCCCUGGGAUCUUGUGGAGGGAGAGUGGCCCUUGGGCAGCUUCUGUCUGGCUCCCCCCACCACGAGAGCCGCUCACGACCCGCGUCUUUCCCGGGAGCCCGUCGGCGCCAUGGCGUGUGCAUGAACCCCAAGCAGGCUCAGGCCAUUGUGAAGAAAGCGUGUUUGUGUCGUUUUUGUGGUGUGUCACAGUGGAAUCGAGUUGACCAGUCUCGUUGGGGACCUCAGUCAUUAAUGAGGAGGAGCCAUGCAUGGUGAUGUGCUGUAGAGGGAUGACUGCUCCAAAGCCAGGCUCUGCUCUGCUUCCAAGGACUUGGAACACGUUGCUUCAAGUGUGGACGCCCUCUCUGGGAACGGGGUUUGCCAGACAAACCCUCCAGUCCUCCUGUGACACCUGAAUUCUCAGUACAGCCCAGACUCGUGAGGACUGACGCAGGAUGGCUGAAGACAGUUUCUUAGUUCUUUUCAGGUUUUAGUUGGAAAUAAUCUCAAACUUCCAGAAAAGUUGGAAAACUUAGAGUACGAGGAACAGCUGGCAGUGCCUGUCCCCCUCACGCAGACCCACCUGCCGUCCACAUGCCCUGCCCUCUCUGUUUGCGCUCUGGCACUCCGCCCCCAGCCCUCCAGCGCCAGUGGGUGUCCCUCGCACGACCGGGGUGCGGGAUGGCCCGUGUCAUAUCCUUGGGAUCUCUCACCCACCACCGAGCAUUCCUCUUGUCUGUUGACCAAGUGACAUCAGGUGCACGGCCUUCACACAGGUUCCAUCUGGGCUCAGGUGGCACCUUUGCUCUUCACAGUGAGGGGGACCCAGACCUUGGCAAUGCCACCGUAGGCCUGAGUGACAGGCGUGAUUUCCACACUUCUCAGAGAGGGACAGGGACACCUGACCAGGAGUGUGCUGGGUGCUGACAGUGAGUGGGGAGCACAGAGGUGCCCAGGAGACCUUCCCUGAGACCCUCCUGUGGGCCAACCUGCUGUGGGACUUGGGUUCUCCCAUGCCUUCCUCCUUUCAUCCAACUGGCAGGCAGGGAGCCUCACUCUGGGCUGGACACAGUGUCCCAUGGAGCCACCGGGGUCCAGAGAUGGGUGUCGGCAGUGAUGGUACCCAGAGGCAGUGCAGGGCAAGGUGUCCCCCAGGCCUCUGCAGCCUGGGAGUCCUUGGUGCUUUUCUGGCUAGAACCCAGCACCAGGAAUCAGGAGUGAGUGGCCGAGGGGCUCUGGGGCCUCUGCCCUGCAGAGGGGAGCCCCUGGGGAGGACAGGAGCAGAGGGGUGGCUGGGCCAAGUGGUACUUCCCAGACAGCAGGGAGAAUCCACGUUUGCUCUCACAGGCCCGGAGCAGGAGGGGAGAGGAGUAUGUGCCUGUGGCUCCUGUGGCCGUGGCAGCAGGGCAGUGCCUGUGGCUCCCAGUGGCCGUGGCGGCAGGGCGGUGCCUGAGUCCGAGAAAGGCCUUGACAGCUCGGGAGGGUAGCUCACUUGUGCCAGGCUCUCAUUGCGUCUGGGGGACAGACGUGUGCACCCUGUAGGGCACAGUCUGGGCUCCCACUGUUGGUCCUUGUGUGGUGAAACCGUCACAUCUCAUCCAUGUACCCAUCACGUGGUCAUCCUGGCUGUGGCUGGUUGGUAACGUGGCCAACAGCCCGGGGGCACCCAUCCGUCCCCGCCAUGCACAGCUCUGUGCUCGUGCCUCCUGAGUCCUGCCGCUCUGUCCGGCAGAACUCGGGGCGCUGAAGCUCAGGCUCCCCUCCCCCCUGCCCGGACAGGCCUCCCACUGCACCUUAACGGUUCGUCUGCUUCCGUGUCAUCCCCCACUGGGCCGUGGUGAGUGCCACGUCUGCCCACAGGACCCAGUGGCUUUGCUGUGGUGCGUCUUUCAUGUGCCGCCCGCCUGCUCCGCCUUUAAACCCAUGCGCACGUCUCACACCCACGUCACACACUGUCUCCAUCCAUUUACUUACUUUCACAGUGUUCAAUUUGAAGAGAGCCAGGCACUCGCCAGGAGCAACAGGGUCCAUCAGGAGACAGACAGCCCCACAGCUGAGUGUGACCUGCUGGCCUUCGCAUGGAAACAUCUUCUCUGGCUGAGGGCGCGCAGACACCGCGUGCGGGGUUCGGGCUGCAGCAGGGCAGCCGCAGCGAGCUCCGCUUCCCUUUAUUUCCCCUUAAAAAUUAAUUAUCUUGUUUUUGAUCCAUGUGCAAGCCGUCACUCUGGACAGCAGCCUGCUUGGUUGCCUCUCCUCCCGACGGCCACCAGCAUCUCCUGGACUCCCCUCCCGCAUCUUCUCCCGCCCAUGCCUGUCGCUGCCAUCUGUCGCGGCUGCGUGCUACCAACUGCCGCACGUGACGCACGGCCGGGCCAGGACUGGGGGCUGGAUGUGCUCUGGCCCUGCGACGGGUGGGGCAGCCGAACUCCCCCCACAGAGGCACUCACCUCGGACAAACAGCAGACCGUCAUCAGCCAUGCGUCUCUCGUCUCUUGGGAUGCGGUGGGUUUACCCCCUUCCCUAGCAAGGACCAGGUGCGAGGUGGCAUUUCCCCAAAUGGGGAAGCUUCACAAGGAAGAGGAAGGCCAGUGGCCCUUCUGUGCCCCAUGAACAUCUGCAAGCACUUUGCUGCUCUGUGCCUCCCUGUUCCUGACAACCAGAGCCUGCCCCCAGACACACUUGAAAGGCGUGCUCCUUCCUGCCAUGGGCCUCAUCCCUGCAUGAAUGUCCAGAUCCUUCCAGUCCAACCCAUGUCCUGAGGCCUGAGAAGUGAGCAGCACGGGGGGAGGCCUCCAUUCAUCAGGACACGGCGGGAGCCCACAGUCAAGGGGGGACCCACAGGCGCAUUGGCCCACAGCCUUCCUGCCUGCCUUCCUACACCUCCUUCCACCACGCCUUCCUCUCCAGGUUAUCAAGAACUUGGUCAGGAGCCAGGGGGCUUUCCAGCAACACCUGCUGCUGAUAUUCAGGCUGCUUUCAGAUGAGGAAGUCUGCACUGCAGUGUUCUAAGUUCUCUAGCACGGCCCCUGGGUGGAGUCAACCGGGGGCUCCUCGUGCAGGGGUGCACACGCCCAAAGACAGGCGUCCCCUGUGAGAGCAGCCCAGGCUUUUGGCUGCAGUGUGGGAAGCAGCGGUGUGCGUGUCUGCCGGGCACCUGGGUCUGGCUCUGCGCCCAUCCAGCCUGUACCGAGCGUCCUUGGCACAGUUGGGGUCCCCAGAGCACCAGGUGUGGGCCUCGCUGCACACCUGCCCAGACCUGCCCUCGUCCCAGCAGAUGUGGGGUGUCAGUUCUGAGUAGGUAGAAGGAAUCACAGCAGAGACCCCUGCAGGGCUUCCGGCUCCGGCUCCGCUGUGACCUAGUGAUGCAGGUGACGCAUUUUGCUGUAGGCGAGUGUUUAUUGUCAUGCACUAUUUUACAUUACUUGUUUCUCUGCUACUACUCUCCUCAGAUUGUGCCCCGUCUGCUGGCUUAUCUUCACUCUUGAUCGCCCCUCACACCCUUGUCUCUAAAAUUUAUAAAUAUCAAUUACCAGAAUCAAUGGACUCUGCUGUCCCACGGUCUGUGUGCUGAGUCAGAAACGUAAGCCGGUGUCUUUAGAGCUUCACGUUGCUGGUGACCUUUCUCUCUCCCUGAGGAAAGGAAAGAUGGUUUGUCUUUUUUUUUUUUUUUUUUGGCAUAAAGAAAGUGAUGGCGUAUCUUAGUGACUUGGUACUUGCUUUGUCUAGACCAGAGACUCUCUGGCAAAUCUGUGCAGGAAUGAGGAUAGGUAGAAGUGUCUGUCUUUAUGGUAUUGAACCUGUGAUGGGAGCUGCAUAUUUCGGCAGGGUCCAUACGCUGUGACAUGUUCUCCAUUGGUCUGGGUAUCUGUGUCUCUGCUAAUGCCAGUCUUAACUACGGUGGCUUUACAGUGAGUCUCGGAACAGUGGCGUUAUGCACCAGUUCUCUUCUUCUCAACCACAGUGGUUCUAGGUAUUCUGCUUAUUCUGUCUGCCAUGCCAGUUUUUUAAAAGGUUUUAUUUUUUAUUUUUUUUUUUAAAGAUUUUAUUUAUUCGACAGAGAUAGAGACAGCCAGCGAGAGAGGGAACACAAGCGGGGGAGUGGGAGAGGAAGAAGCAGGCU
Ailuropoda melanoleuca (giant panda) is the source of this 7422-nucleotide messenger RNA. It is a transcript of the gene ACSF3, whose product is annotated as acyl-CoA synthetase family member 3. NCBI's taxonomy places the organism in Eukaryota, Metazoa, Chordata, Mammalia, Carnivora, Ursidae. Gene Ontology annotation, molecular function: medium-chain fatty acid-CoA ligase activity. Gene Ontology annotation, biological process: fatty acid metabolic process. The record is from RefSeq and is a predicted model, not a curated record. The transcript has 6 exons. Bases 1067 to 2776 code for a protein of 569 amino acids.